GGAAAGCCAAGCCGGGGUGCUAUUGAGGAGUCUGUGCAGCUCUUUGCCACACCCUGUGGCUUUGCUUUGAGGCCUUAGAGUUCCUUCUCCUCCCCCUGCUGCAUUGCACCAUGGGUAUGGAAGAGGGGUUUGAGUUUGGGGGAGCCGGGGACAGUUGCUGUCUCCUGGAGCCCCAGACGCCCAUGGACAGCCGGGCCCCGGUGGCAGAGCCGGGAAGGACCAGGCCCUCCUCUUCAGGGUGUGGGCCCCAAGGACCCUCCAGACUUGGGAGGCCUGCCCCACCAGUAGGACUUGCGCUGGGCAGUGAGGUGUGGAGGGGAGGUGGCAGGCUUCUGAGGUCCCUUGGACUCACACCAGCACCCCCACCCCUCAUGUGCAGCAGUGUUGCCGCCCGCUGUGCUAUGAGCAGUCAGAGCGCCGUCUCCACAAGAGUUUACAAAUGAAAAUGGAGGAAAUGUCUUUGUCUGGCCUGGAUAACAGCAAACUAGAGGCCAUCGCUCAGGAGAUCUAUGCUGACCUGGUGGAGGAUUCUUGUCUGGGAUUCUGCUUCGAGGUGCAUCGGGCUGUCAAGUGUGGCUACUUCUUCCUGGACGACACGGACCCUGAUAGCAUGAAGGAUUUUGAGAUCGUGGACCAGCCGGGGUUGGACAUCUUUGGACAGGUUUUUAACCAGUGGAAGAGCAAGGAGUGUGUUUGCCCCAAUUGCAGCCGGAGCAUCGCUGCCUCCCGCUUCGCUCCCCAUCUGGAGAAGUGCCUGGGAAUGGGUCGGAACAGCAGCCGAAUCGCCAACCGCCGGAUUGCCAAUAGCAACAAUAUGAACAAGUCUGAGAGUGACCAAGAGGAUAACGAUGACAUCAAUGACAACGACUGGUCCUAUGGCUCAGAGAAGAAAGCUAAGAAGAGGAAGUCAGACAAGAACCCUAAUUCCCCUCGGAGAUCCAAGUCUUUAAAACACAAAAAUGGGUUCUCUGUCUGUACCUCUGCAUCAAACACCCUUCCCCUUCUUUUUUCUUCUUCAGGGGAACUUAGCAAUUCGGACCCUUUUAAGUAUAACAACUCCACUGGGAUCAGUUAUGAGACCCUGGGGCCAGAGGAGCUUCGGAGCCUGCUCACCACGCAAUGUGGGGUGAUUUCUGAACACACCAAGAAGAUGUGCACGAGGUCCCUGCGCUGCCCGCAGCACACGGAUGAGCAGAGGCGAGCUGUGAGGAUUUAUUUCCUCGGACCCUCAGCUGUCCUUCCAGAGGUCGAGAGUUCCCUGGAUAAUGACAGCUUUGACAUGACUGACAGCCAGGCCCUGCUCAGCCGGCUCCAGUGGGACGGUUCAUCCGACCUCUCCCCCUCCGAUUCGGGCUCCUCCAAGACGAGUGAGAAUCAGGGUUGGGGUCUAGGUACCAACAGCUCCGAGUCACGGAAAACCAAGAAGAAGAAAUCCCAUCUGAGCCUGGUGGGGACUGCCUCCAGCCUGGGCUCCAACAAGAAGAAAAAGCCAAAGCCCCCGGCACCCCCGACGCCCAGCAUCUACGAUGACAUCAACUGACUCGGGUGCAAGGGAUAGCCUUCGGCUGGGCAGAGCCCUCCCGCCCCCCCCGCCCAGGUGGCACAGAGCCUGGCAGAUGGACAGCUGCUGGGGGUUUGGGCUCGGGAAGCUUGAUGAGCCAAGCUGACAGAGGAUCCAGUUAUGCACCCCUGGGGGGUGGCAGGGUCCUCUGCUGCGGUGCAUGAUCCCUCGGCAUGCAGGACUCACACCUGGACAGAUUAUGCCUUGGACAUAAGUUUGGUGGGGAAGCGGUUUUCCUAUUUAUUCUGUGAGUUACUGGAUGUCCAACAAGGCCCGGGGCCUAACUUGGGCACAGUGCCAGGGCACUGCCUGCCCCCCACCCCAGGAACUGGACUAAAACCUGCCGAGGAGCAUGGGGGCUCCCGGGAAGCUGUGGGUGGGAGCUGAGCCUGAGGGGGGCCGUGCCCAGCUGUCCUCGGCAAUGUGAAUGGGUCCGGUGCUUGGAGCUGAAGGGCAGGGGUGGGCACGAGUUUCUGCAGGUCCUGUAGCAUGUGUGUGCCCACAGCCCCCGGGCAGGCAGGCAGAGUGAACUGUCUGCUGAGGCCGAGUCCAGAGCCGCCACCGCCAUCCCUGCCCCUCCCAGGGGCAGCCCCUUCCCCUCAGUCCCAAGGUCCUCCUCGGCAGCCGGAGCUGUCCUUGUGUUGCUGGGUGCCAGGAAAGAGCCCCUGGCCUCCACAGCUUCAAGGAAAGGGCGAGGGGAGGCAGAGGGAGCUGUUUGUCAAAGUGACUCCCCGCCUCUCCUCCCUAACCCGGGCUGGUGAGGAGCAGGUGCCCCAAGGGGAGAGGGAACGGUGCUGCUUUAUUUGAAAUGUUUUCUUACCUCAUUCCCUGCCCCCAGGAAGGGGUCCAGCCUCACCCUCCUGGGGUCACCCCAAUGUUCCUCCUGCCUGUCCUGCCCCACUGCCCUGCUGGGGCAGCCCGAGUUCCCAACUGCUGCUUGCCACCACCCCCUCCACCUCGACCAGCUUCGGUUCCUCUCAGAUGCUCCUGCCACCCAAGCCUGCCCUCUUCCCCCUCCCUUAGCGCUUUUAAGUUAUUUAUUCUGUACUUGUGGUUUGGGGCUCUGAGGAAAAUCCUGGUCUUUUUU
Suncus etruscus (white-toothed pygmy shrew) is the source of this 2648-nucleotide messenger RNA. It is a transcript of the gene ATXN7L3, whose product is annotated as ataxin 7 like 3. The transcript is spliced from 12 exons. Bases 440 to 1540 code for a protein of 366 amino acids. Gene Ontology annotation, cellular component: DUBm complex; SAGA complex. Gene Ontology annotation, biological process: regulation of transcription by RNA polymerase II; positive regulation of DNA-templated transcription. The record is from RefSeq and is a predicted model, not a curated record. Gene Ontology annotation, molecular function: transcription coactivator activity. Lineage: Eukaryota; Metazoa; Chordata; Mammalia; Eulipotyphla; Soricidae.